Molecule: messenger RNA, 1806 nt
Organism: Drosophila grimshawi
Lineage: Eukaryota; Metazoa; Arthropoda; Insecta; Diptera; Drosophilidae
Gene: SerRS
Product: serine--tRNA ligase, cytoplasmic
Exons: 1
Coding region: 128-1642 (504 amino acids)
Biological process (GO): seryl-tRNA aminoacylation
Cellular component (GO): cytosol
Molecular function (GO): serine-tRNA ligase activity; ATP binding; tRNA binding
Source: RefSeq, a predicted model, not a curated record
UUACAUUGCACAAACAUUACUCAUCACUGUCGUCGCCACGUUGUGGUUAAAAAAACGCCGACAAAACGAAAGGCUGACGAAAUCCGCAGUGCAAAUUGAAUUAAAUUGAAGUGAAAAACAAAGAAAAAUGGUAUUAGACUUGGAUCUGUUUCGCGGCGACAAGGGCGGCAAUCCCGACGCGGUGCGCGACAAUCAAAAGAAACGCUUCAAAGAUGUUGGCCUCGUCGAAACGGUGAUCGCCAAGGAUGGCGAAUGGCGACAGCGACGUCAUCGGGCCGACAACCUGAACAAGGUAAAGAACGUCUGCAGCAAAGUCAUCGGUGACAAGAUGAAGAAAAAGGAACCCGUUGGUGCCGAGGAGGAGCUGCCUGCAGCCAUUCGUGACGAGGAUCUGACGCUGUUGACAGCUGAAUUGCUGCAACCUUUAACUGUUAAUCAGAUUAAAAAAUUGCGUGUGCUCAUCGAUGAGGCGAUGACAGAUAACCAGAAAUCCCUGGAACUGGCGGAGCAGACUCGGAAUACAGCGCUGCGAGAGGUGGGCAACCAUCUGCACGAAUCGGUGCCGGUAUCCAACGAUGAGGACGAGAAUCGUGUGGAGCGCACUUUUGGGGAUUGUGCGAAGCGUGGCAAAUAUUCGCAUGUGGAUCUUAUUGUGAUGAUCGACGGCAUGAAUGCGGAGAAGGGCGCUGUCGUCUCGGGUGGCAGGGGCUAUUUUCUAACGGGUGCCGCUGUAUUUCUGGAACAGGCACUCAUCCAACAUGCACUGCAUUCGCUGUACGCAAAGGAUUAUCUGCCACUGUAUACGCCCUUUUUCAUGCGCAAGGAUGUGAUGCAGGAGGUGGCACAGCUCUCCCAGUUCGAUGAGGAGCUGUACAAGGUGGUCGGCAAGGGCAGCGAACGCGCCGAGGAGGCUGGCAUCGAUGAGAAGUACUUGAUAGCCACGUCGGAGCAACCGAUUGCCGCCUAUCAUCGCGAUGAGUGGCUGCCGGAGGCAUCGCUACCCAUCAAAUAUGCUGGACUGUCGACGUGCUUUCGCCAGGAGGUGGGCUCUCAUGGCAGGGAUACACGUGGCAUUUUCCGUGUGCAUCAGUUCGAGAAGGUGGAACAGUUUGUGCUCACCUCGCCGCAUGACAACAAAUCGUGGCAGAUGAUGGACGAGAUGAUUGACAAUGCGGAACAGUUCUGUCAAUCGCUGGGCAUUCCAUAUCGCAUCGUUAAUAUUGUGUCGGGUGCCCUCAAUCAUGCCGCGUCCAAGAAACUCGAUCUGGAGGCCUGGUUUGGUGGCAGUGGCGCCUACAGAGAACUUGUCUCCUGCUCCAAUUGCCUCGAUUAUCAGGCGCGUCGUCUGCUCGUCCGCUAUGGCCAGACGAAGAAGAUGAAUGCCGCCGUCGACUAUGUGCACAUGUUGAAUGCUACAAUGUGUGCAGCGACACGUGUCAUUUGCGCCAUCCUCGAGACACAUCAGACGGAGACGGGCAUCAAGGUGCCGGAGCCACUCAAGCGAUACAUGCCCGCCAAGUUCCAGGACGAGAUUCCGUUUGUGAAGCCAGCACCCAUUGAUCUGGAAGUGGCCGCAGCUGCCGACAACAAGCAGAACAAGGCCAAGAAGGACAAGGCCAAGAAGGAUCCAGCGGCUGCAUAAAUUUUUGGGUUCCAUUGGUGUCCAGCGUCGCAACAGCCACUCAGCUUAAGCUAAGCUUUCAAGUCUAGAAUUGUGUUACUUACUCAUAAACUAUAUAUUUAUCAAUCGAUCGCAUUUAUUGCCCAAGUUUUACAAUUAAAUCGCGCUUCAAAAUGCAAGAAAAA